This is a messenger RNA of Octopus sinensis (East Asian common octopus), 818 nucleotides long. Its product is annotated as 28S ribosomal protein S18b, mitochondrial. The transcript is spliced from 6 exons. The coding region runs from base 91 to 633 and encodes 180 amino acids. Gene Ontology annotation, molecular function: structural constituent of ribosome. Gene Ontology annotation, cellular component: ribosome; mitochondrion. The record is from RefSeq and is a predicted model, not a curated record. Gene Ontology annotation, biological process: mitochondrial translation. Lineage: Eukaryota; Metazoa; Mollusca; Cephalopoda; Octopoda; Octopodidae.
CUCAGAGCUGCGGCCAUGCUGAUGCACCGCCGUUGCACCGCCGUUGCAUAAUAAUGUUUUUAAAAAUACCAAAAUAUUAAAAUAAUUAGAAUGAUGAUAAUGAUUAGUAAAACAAAUAACAGCAGCAGUUUGGCACUGGAUGAAAUGAAUGAGUUAAUAUGUCCUAGCAGUCAGAGGUUUGUGACAAGUUGCUGUCAAUUACACCAGAAAGAGACAACUUCAGCUAAAUCAUAUCCAAAUAAAAUAAUCAGAGCUUCUCCAGAAACCAGUAAACGUUACUUAGAGAGCGAUGCCUACAAAGAAACAUAUGGUGACAAGCUAGUGUGGGAGUUGUACAGAAGAAAUUUCAAGGGACAGUACCCUCCACCAACCAGAAAAAAGUGCAUUAGAGCUGAAUACAUAGCCACAGGUAAUCCCUGUCCAAUAUGUCGAGAUGAAUUCCUUGUUUUACACCACACGAAUGUGAAACUUCUGCAACAGUUCAUCUGUCCACAUAGUGGAGAAAUUCUUCCUUCAAUAAAAACCGGAAUUUGUCAGCAAACAUUUAGAACACUUCAAAUAGAAGUAGCCAUUGCCAUUGAUCUAGUCUCUAUCACAUCUACUCACAAGAUCUUGGUUGGCCUGGGGCUAUAGCUGAAGAUGCUUGCCCAUGGUGCCGUGCAGUGGGAUUGAACCUGGGGCCAUGUGGUUGGGAAGUAAACUUCUUAAUAUACUUCCAUCCCUGUGUGUAGGUAAACACACACAUGAAAAAGCAGAAAACAUAAAUGAAACAAAUAUUUAACAUCUCAAAGGUAACAAGAAAACUAAACUUUACCAUU